UCCGAGUGAGUUCGAUGACGUACAUACGAGUUUGACCGUCAUGUGUCGGUGGCAGUUGCUGUCGAGACGGCGGUGCAAGUAGUCAUUGUUCGGUCGUGAGACGUCAUCGGUUGGAAAGAAUUGCGCGCGAGUGUAUACGGGAUUUGUCGUGGUGUUUUCGCGGCGAUGAUCAUUUCGUGAUCGACGUUACGUUAUCGUAUUCAGCGGAAAGUCGAGUCGUCGAAGGGUUAAGUGCCGCGGUAUCCAGUGACAGCUUGUACUCGUAGAGGGAAACGAAUUCCGGGCGUGACACAUCCUGCAGUCAAGUGUGAUAUCGCCGCGCGCGAUGCACAGGACUAGUUUAACGGUCGCGAGUCGUCGUCGGACUUUGACAGGUGCGGUCGCGAUGAUAUACGACGGCGGUGUACUAUGGCCCCUGCUGCUGCUACUGUUGACCUUGUCAAGUCUAGCGAGUCCGGUUGCUAGUGAUGAGAAUGGUCACUGUAUAUGGUAUGGAGAAUGUUAUAUGGAUCUAUCUAUGCACAAAAAAUAUUGUGUUUACGAUGGGCCAGCGAAACCAUUGAAUUCCGAGGGACAGAAAUUGUUGGCUAAAAAUUGUCCACACUUAUUGGUAGAUAAUGGCAAAGGAAUUAAUACCUGCUGCGACAUGAAUCAACUUAUUACGAUGGAUGCAAAUCUCAAGCUUGCAUCCAACUUUUUGAAAAGAUGCCCUAGUUGCUUAGAUAAUUUAGCAAAGCACUUUUGCGAUUAUACAUGUGCUGCUAACCAAAGUAAAUUUAUCAAUAUUACGGAGAAAGGCGAGCAGAACGGUGCACAAUACGUUGAUGGAAUAGAUUUAUAUAUAACGAAUAAGUAUCUUGAAGGAACGUUUAAUUCGUGCAAUAAGGUAUCAGUGCCAAGCACAGGCCAGUUAGCGCUGGAUAUAAUGUGCGGAGAAUGGGGUGCAAGUAGAUGUACUCCUUUAAAAUGGUUUCAUUUUAUGGGCGAUGCGGAGAAUAAUAUCUAUGUACCUUUCCAAAUUACAUAUAAAAACACCGAUGAACCUAUUGGUCCGUUUAUACCAGUGGAUCCUGCAAUCACGCCAUGCAAUAAGGCGUUAAACAAAAAUACUCCAGCUUGCAGUUGUGUUGAUUGUGAACAAAGUUGUCCAAUACCACCACCAGUACCUCCACUUCCAAACCCAUUUUCAAUAUUUGGUUACGAUGGUUAUGAAGUUAUAAUGACAAUUAUUUUUGUAUGCGGCACCUGCCUUUUCCUUCUGUUACUGAUGUGUUUCAGCCAUAGGAAACGUAUAGUUGCACGAGGGGAGGAGGUAGGAAGACAGGUGGGUAGACGGCUAGCUGCCGGAUUACACCACCCAGGAGAUGGUGCUCGUAUUGCCCUUGCCGCUGACCAAGAAGACAGCCCACUUCAGUCUAAGCGUUCUAGUGUUAUAUCAACCGACGAGAUACCAAGUGGAUUUGACCAGGAGCAAUCUACUUUCAUUGAGAAGCUUGGAGCUGGAACAGAUAAAUUUUUACAAGAAUUCUUCUGCAAAUGGGGAACGGUUUGCGCUUCUCGACCUUGGUUAAUACUUUUCCUUGGCUUUCUAUUGAUCGUUGCUUUAGGACAUGGCAUUAAAUAUAUGCAAGUUACUACAGAUCCUGUAAAAUUGUGGGCAUCUCCGCAUUCCCGAUCACGUGUCGAAAGGGAAUAUUUCGAUAAACACUUUGAGCCAUUUUAUCGAAACGAACAGAUUAUUAUCACUUCCGUCGGCUUACCGAAUAUUGUGCACAACACAUCUAAUGGACCAAUCGUAUUUGGACCUGUGUUUAAUGACACUUUCCUAAAAACAGUCUUUGAAUUGCAAGAAGGAAUCAAGCAUAUAAUUACUCCCAACAAUUACACAUUAGCAGAUAUAUGUUUUGCUCCUUUAACUGGACCAUUUACCGGGCCGACGACAAUAUCGCAAUGUGCUAUUCAAAGUAUUUGGGGUUAUUGGCAAGAUAGUUUAAAAAAAUUUGAGACUUCGGAAGAAGAAGGCAAUUAUACAGUCAACUAUUUAGACCACUUCAGAGUUUGUUCACAGAAUGCGUAUAAUCCUGAAUGUCUUGCACUUUACGGUGGUCCUGUAGAUCCGGCAAUCGCAGUAGGCGGAUUUUUGCCUCCAGGACAUGAUCUUCAUAAUCCACCAUAUGAAAAAGCAACUGCUAUAAUCCUUAGUAUUGUUGUUAACAAUUAUCACAAUAAAGCCAAAUUACUUCCUGCUAUGGAAUGGGAAGAAAGUUUUAUUAACUUCAUGAAAAAUUGGACUGCAACGAGAAAACCGGCAUUUAUGGACAUUGCGUACACGUCCGAGCGAUCUAUUGAGGAUGAACUGAAUCGUGAAUCACAAUCGGAUAUUGUAACCAUUCUGAUAUCAUAUGUCAUCAUGUUUGGAUAUAUCGCGGUAUCACUCGGCCAAAUUAGAUCAUGCACUCGUCUCUUGCACGAUUCCAAGAUUACUCUUGGACUUGGAGGCGUGCUUAUAGUGCUGGCGUCCGUGAUUUGCUCGGUCGGACUGUUUGGUUUUAUUGGUAUACCAGCUACGCUGAUUAUCAUCGAAGUUAUACCGUUCUUAGUACUGGCGGUCGGAGUAGACAAUAUUUUUAUUCUUGUUCAAACUCAUCAGAGAGAGGGUAGACGCCCAAAUGAAUCGAUUCCGGAACAUAUUGGACGCACACUGGGUCAAGUCGGCCCUAGUAUGUUACUCACUAGUGUAUCAGAAAGCUGUUGUUUCUUCCUAGGCGGCCUCUCUGAUAUGCCAGCUGUAAAGGCGUUUGCUCUUUACGCUGGAAUGGCUUUAUUGGUGGACUUUAUAUUGCAAAUUACAUGUUUCGUCAGUCUCUUAGCGCUUGACACAAUUCGGCAUGCGAACAACAGACUGGAUGUAUGUUGCUUUAUUCGCUCCAAACGUGAUGAUGGAGAAGAAGUGGUAGAUGGAAUAUUAUAUAAAAUUUUCAAAGUUGCAUACGUCCCAUUAUUAUUACAAAAAUGGGUUCGCGCGGCCGUGAUGAUUGUGUUUUUCGGUUGGCUCUGCAGCAGUAUUGCUGUAAUACCGCACAUCGAAAUUGGCCUAGACCAAGAGCUGUCUAUGCCCGAAGACAGUUUUGUGCUUAAAUAUUUCAAAUUCUUGAAUAAUUACUUAUCCAUUGGACCACCGAUGUAUUUUGUUGUUAAAGAUGGCCUAAAUUAUUCAGAUAAUAAAGUGCAAAAUCUAGUUUGUGGUGGGCAAUAUUGUAACAGCGAUUCAGUGUCGACUCAAAUAUUUACAGCGUCCAAACAAUCAAAUAGAACUUAUAUAGCUAAGCCUGCUUCGUCUUGGAUGGACGAUUAUAUCGAUUGGUCUGGAUUACCUGGUUGUUGCAAAUAUUUUCCGGCGAACAAUUCAUUCUGUCCACAUAAUGAUCGUGGAAAUUGUCUUACUUGCAAUAUCACUUUGAACAAAUACAACAGGCCGGUACCUAUGGAUUUCGACAAAUACGUAUCAUUCUUCCUGCAAGAUAAUCCUGAUGAAACUUGCGCUAAAGGAGGUCAUGCGGCUUACGGACAUGGUGUAAAUUAUAUGACUGAUCCUAACACGGGGAUGUCGACUGUUGGCGCUUCGUAUUUUAUGGCUUAUCACACUAUCCUCAAGACUUCAGCUGAUUAUUAUGAAUCGAUGAGAGCAGCCAGAGUUGUAGCAGCUAACAUUACAGAUAUGCUGAACUGUAACUUGAAACGUCUCAGUAGAAAUACCACUGUGGAAGUUUUUCCGUAUAGUGUUUUCUACGUAUUUUACGAGCAGUACCUGACCAUGUGGCCUGACACGUUGCAAAGUAUAGGAAUCUCAUUGCUUGCUAUAUUUGUGGUUACUUUCUUGCUAAUGGGUUUGGAUAUUUUCUCAUCACUAGUUGUUCUAAUUACGAUAACAAUGAUUGUUGUCAAUAUUGGCGGUUUGAUGUAUUGGUGGCAUAUAACUCUGAACGCAGUGUCUUUAGUAAAUCUUGUCAUGGCAGUUGGUAUAGCUGUCGAGUUUUGCAGUCAUCUAGUGCAUUCUUUCUCGGUGUCGGUCCAAGCAACUAGAGUGGACAGAGUCGCAGAUGCAUUGACGAAUAUGGGAAGCUCGGUAUUUAGCGGUAUCACAUUGACGAAGUUUGGUGGUAUUAUAGUCCUAGGCUUUGCAAAGAGUCAAAUUUUCCAGGUCUUUUACUUCAGAAUGUAUCUGGGUAUUGUACUAUUUGGAGCAGCGCAUGGUCUCAUCUUUUUGCCAGUAUUACUUAGUUAUAUAGGCGUGAUGUCGCGCCGGGGGCGUAGAAAAAAUCGCGACUUCACGAGCAAAAGUGAAGUUAGACGUGACCAGCCAGACUCUCCCCUACUCCAAAACGACAACCAUCAAUGCGCGACCACUUCCUACGCCAGUAUGAACCUCGCCGAUGUGACUGAUCACCAUGUAACGUUCUAACAUUUAAAUCAAUCCUCGUCGAUUUAAUCGAAUAUAAUUUUUGUACUUAAGGGACAUAACAUAAAGAAAGUAAUCCACUUAGUGGAUUCACUAGGUAAGUGUCAAUAAUGUCCUUUAAUUUGACCCGACUUGUGAGCCGAGAAAGAAAGACAGAGUCGCACGAGCCCUUCUUUUCUACGAAUUAUAGAAAAUUUAAUGCGAAUCAUCCUCAACGAAAUUCUCCGUAACUGGUGAAUGUCCAUCUAUGUUCAUAUCUGGCACUCUUAGCGACAAAGAAAUUUGUAUAGUUCUAGAUUUUUGUCAUUUUUAGCAUAUUUAUUAUUUUGGGCAAGACUCUUUUUUAAUUUAAUACAUUACAUCGUCACAAACUGUAUUCUAAAUUUAAAAAGAAAUAUAUUGCAAUUGCGAAUGAUCGGUCGUACGAUCGAUUUUAGGUAAAAUAAUUUAUCCAGAAGAGAAUUUGUUUCUUUACUAUACAUUCAUCGUUAAAUAAAUUUAGUGAGAAUAAUAAUAAUAAAUGUGACGGAUACAAAAUGCAUUUUCCUCUUUUUAAAGCAAAUGCAUUUCUCAAUUGUGAGGUGAAUCCUUUUUUCUCUGAUAUUGAUAUCCAAUUAUUACUUUAUAUUAAAAAAAAGUUAAAAUAUGGAUAGUUAAGAGUAUCGAAAUAUUGUUAACCUCUAUAACAUGUAAAUUAUUUAAGAAAUUAAUUAUUAUAAAUAUAUAUACAUAUAUAAAAGAAUAUUUUUUUCUCAGCAAUACAGUCGAUUUUGUUAAUUUUUUAAAGUUAUCGGGAGCGUUUCCUCUUCUCUUUCUCACUAUUCUCUCAGUUUUUUAAAUAUAUAGAAUAAAAAUAUCACUUUUGUCAUUUUAUUACAUAUGUGGUAAAUGGUAAAUCAAAAGAAAAAUUCUAUUUUACAAAAACAGCUGAGUCGAAAAAUUUGGAAUAGAGGAACGCUAAAAGGAAAAACAUUGACAGUAAUGUAAAAAACAGUAUUGCAGUUAUAUUUUAAGAUUUCACGCAUGAAUACGCAUUUAGAAUUCGUGCAACUAAAUAUAAUUGUUUUUACUUAAGCCGUCCACAUUUGAGAUAUAAUAAAAAAAAAAUAUAUAUAUAUGAUGUAUAUGAAACACAUAAAAUCGAUAAUGAUUAUCUAAAUGAAUUAAAUGACGAUUAAAAUUGAUAUAUUUGCGCAAGUAAAAAAUGAUAUCUAUAUCAGGAUUCAAGUUUUCGAAUUACUCACACACACGUUAAUCCGUAAGAUUCAUGGUGUGGAAUCGUAUACGCGAUCUUCUAACUGUUCUAAAUAUUACUAGAUAUAUUGUUAUCCAUUUUUUUUUUAAUAUACUUUGCUUUAUAGAUGCAUCUAAAAUUGCUUUAGACUUUUUAUACAAUUAACUUUGGAUGCAAAAAUAAUGUAGGAAUUUCGUUAAUGAAUGUUUGAUAAUCAGAAAUUGGAACUUGUUAUAAUAUUGAUUAAUUUUGGCAGGGUCAAUAUGUAUUUCUACCCAUGGUAUUUCACCAUGAUUCUUAAAUAUCAAGUUUCCGUCGUGAAAUGUAGAAAAAAAGAUAUCAGUAUUGUAUCGAUUAUAGAUGUGUAUGCUUCGUCUAUUUUUUAAGUAAACUCCGUUUUACAAGUUACGAAUUUAUAUUUUCCAUCUUAUAAUUAAUUAAUCAAGGCCACACAACACACACAUACAUGUACACACACAAACAAAGUAAUGAUUUGUUUUCUUGUCGUUAGCUUACUAUGGAUCAACGAGGAAUGCUACAUAUAUGAGAUUUAAGUAUUUUUUAUUAUUUUUUUUUAUAACAUGGCUGUCGAGACUAUUUUUUUAAUAUAAAAAAGAUAAAAUCUAGAAAAUAAAAGUGAUUUACAUGUAUAUUCAUUUUUGAUGACGAGAUAAUUUUUUUGCAGAAACGAAUCGCGAGAUAAAUUAUUACAAUUAUUAUUGGGAGUUGUUUCAAAUCGAGCACAAAUAUAUUACCGGUGUUGAGACGUUACUUUAAAUUAAAGUAAGCAUAUGUAUUGUUCUCCACUUUUACCAUAACAGUUGAGUUUUUCGACGAGAAUUAUAAGGAUAAAUAUGACUUUGAAUCUCAUAAAAAUGAUCCAAACGAAAUAGUUUAGAGAAUAUCCAUACAUAUACAUUAACGUGUACUAUACAUGCUCAUUUUAUAACAGAUUAGAAGUAAAAAUCAAUUAUUUUAUUUUUAUAGAUUAAAUAUUAUUUGCACAUUCUACGUUUAAAUUAACACGUGCCAGAAAUGAUGGCUGCGAUCCUUAGUAAGCGAAAAACUUCGAAGGAAGACGGAGUCUUCUUUGUCAAGCUCUAACAAUUAAUCAGUUCAAGGAAUACUUAUAUUAGAUUCGAAUAGUUAAAAUCGAAUCACAAGAGACUACAAAUUUCAAUACACUUUUUCUUGAAAUGGAAAACUUUGCAGUCUCGCGCGUAGGAUUCAAAUAAAUAUGUGUAUCCGCUAUAUGAUAAUCAAGACCUUUCGUCAUUGGUUGAGUAUUAUUCACGCGUGAAUUUCUUACGAUCUGGCCGAAAAUAUUUAAAUAAGAUCACUUGGGGUAGUUUAUAUUUUAUUUUAUUUUAUUAUUAGGUUCUUUUAGUGUGGUAGAUUCAUCAAUUUUAUUUUACUCGUGCGCUUUGUCGAUGUGAGAGUUCUCUGUGAAAAGUACGACGCUUUAGCUGUAUGUACGUGUGUAACAAAACAAAUUUAGAAUUGUCUUUAAUCCUUUGUUCUCAUGUACGAUACAAAGAAACUAAUACGUGAAUUAAUUUGUAAUAACAUCACGUUUUUCUAUGCGCUUGAUGCUUAUUUCCCGAUUUAGAGGAAUUUGUUUGUCAAUAGAUUUGAAUUAAAUGUGUUUUCUAUGUGAGGAGUAUAACUUUUUUAUACAAUUGUCAAAAACGAUACGCGGAGAUAACGAAAAGAGAGAAACUCCGCUAAAGUUGUUGAUAUUCCUCGAAUUGUUACUCCGCGAUGUACUUGUGUGCAGAUGAAUAUUUAGAAAUGAAGAGAAAUGACUGCGUUAAAAUGUUAUAAACUGUAUAAAAGUAUAUCGUGUAAAAUGUAUAAGUUCCUGUGUGUAUGUGUAUAUAUAUAUAUAUAUAUAUAUAUAUAUAUAUAUAUAUAUAUAUAUAUAUAUGUACAUAUACAGCUGGCGGAAAUGUGUGUAUGUAUGUGCACGUAUGAAGUACGCGAUAUUUUCUGUUAAAUUUAAUAACAUGUACUGUAUUGGUCCAUUUGAAGGGUAAUAAUAGUGAUUGAUCUUCGAUUUAUACUGCACCGUGUAUAUGGCAAAUUUAUUGCAUAUCAAUACAAGCUUCGGAUAUAAAUAUGAAGUGAAAUGAAAAAGUGUAAGCACGAAAUUAUAAGUCAGUGUAAUAAUGGAUAAAUGAAAAAAAAGAGGUAAUUCAAAGAAGCAUCCGAAAUAACGUGCAAAGCGUACUGUGUUGUCACGUAAAUACAAAUAAAUUUUCUCCUAUUUGUACUGUACAA
Messenger RNA from Cataglyphis hispanica, 7973 nucleotides. RefSeq names its product NPC intracellular cholesterol transporter 1 (gene Npc1a). Bases 326 to 4462 code for a protein of 1378 amino acids. Gene Ontology annotation, cellular component: membrane. Gene Ontology annotation, molecular function: lipid carrier activity. The transcript is spliced from 19 exons. NCBI's taxonomy places the organism in Eukaryota, Metazoa, Arthropoda, Insecta, Hymenoptera, Formicidae. The record is from RefSeq and is a predicted model, not a curated record.